CGUAGCAGGGGCUGAGCUGCUCGUGCGGCUGGAAUCCUGCUGCAUCGGCUGCUGCUCGUCUUGUAGAAUUUAACUGAACUUGGAGGAUGAAGUCCAACCUAAUGCAUUUGGUUCCCCCAGUGAGCAGAAAAAGAAUAAUCUCCCAGUUUCCCAAGUGGUACACACCUGAGGCCUGUCUGCAGUUUAAAGAGCACUUCCAUGCACAGGUCAGGACUGCUUGUCAGCAGAGCACUGGAACAGAUGGGCUGAAAAUAUCCAAAGUGGUUGUGGUAGGAGACCUGUAUGUUGGGAAAACCAGUCUUAUCAAAAGAUUUUGUAAAGGUAAUUUUGACCGAGACUACAAGGCGACGAUUGGGGUAGAUUUUGAGAUUGAACGUUUUGAGAUAAUUGGAAUGCCAUAUAAUCUCCAGAUAUGGGACACAGCAGGUCAGGAGAAGUUCAAGUGCAUUGCAUCUGCUUACUACCGAGGAGCAGAGGUUAUAAUAACAGUGUUUGAUCUGGCUGAUAUCCAAACUUUGGAUCACACCAAACAGUGGCUAGAAGAUGCAUUGAGGGAGAAUGAGCCAGAUUCCAGCUUCAUCUUUCUGGUUGGAACAAAAAAAGAUUUGGUGUCAGAUGCCGUGUGUGAAAGGACAGAGCUGGAAGCCAUCCGUUUUGCCAAGGAGAUGCAGGCAGAAUACUGGUCGGUUUCAGCCAAAACAGGAGAAAAUGUCAAAGAAUUCUUCUCCCGAGUUGCUGCCUUGGCCUUUGAACAGUCCAUGAUAAAGGAGCUGGAAAACACUCCUGGGCACAGGGCCCAAAUUGGGGCAGGAAAUCUCAUCAAACUAGAGGAGAACAUUAUGGAAGUUCCAGAAGACCACGCUCAAGUCAGCCUGAGUUGCUGCUAACUGUCAACUGUUUCUGCAAGUGCCACGCUUCUCUGCAACAAUGCUCUCAAACUAGAAAUAGAGAGCUUUAAUUUUAGAAAUGAGGGAGGAAAAACUUCCCCAGACUUUCUUGCUGAGAGUUCCCUUGCUGCUGCGGGUUCCCUCCUCUCCGUGCAGGGUGGUACAAUUGUUUGUAAACCUUUCUCUGUGUAGUGGAAACAUAGCACCCUUGCCUUAAUGCAAGCAGACAUUGCCAGUGCCAAGGGGUCACCUGUCUGCCAGAAAGGCUUGUAGUCAAAAAUGAUGUCAUUUUAGUGUGUUGUUUUUUGAUAAUUCUCUAGAAAUCUCAGCUAGUGAAGUGGCAUUCUCGUGGGAGCAGGAAACAAGUGGCAGUUCAGACUUAAGGGUGCUAUCAAUAUGGUUUUUCCCUUUUAAAAUCAUUGUGUUAAAUAACUCUAAUUUGCUUUUAUGCAUUCCAAGUAUUUUUUAAAACUAUUUGAAAGUAAAUCUUUUAAAGUAUCAGGCCUGGAAGUACACAAAUGCAGACUUCAUAAUUUCCACCGUGGCUUCUCCAUCCAGGAAAAAUAUGUAUUACUUUUCAUUUUCCACUUGAGAAUCAGAGCCCAGUAUUAAAUAUUUCCAAGCCUAAAAGAAGUCCAGGUAGGAACUUGGUUGUUUUAACAAAGCUGUCUAAUAUUUUGAAAAUAUUGCCAGGUAAGAAUGCUAUUCUUUUCCAUUCUCUUGAAUAAGAAAGAAUGGUCACACAGGUGCAUAAUAUGGAAAACAUUUUAUUUCCCUCUAAUUUUUCCAAUAACUCUCUAAACUCUAAUAUGCUCUUGUAUCUAGCUUAAAAUUCCGUGUUUCUAGGAUUCAUAUUGAGCAUUUUAGGCUUGUUGGCAUUAAAAAAAAAACCAACAAUGCUCUGAAUUUCAUACUGCAAUUAUUUUAAAUGGAGAGAAAGAAGAAAACAUAUGAACAGUUACAAGGUACAGUUUCCUGAGAUAUUUAUUCAAUCACUGCAGUAUCUUUAAAAAUCAUUAUAGCCGUACUCAGAUUUAAGCUGCUGAGAAAUGAAGACAUUUUUUAAUAAAGAAAUGCAUCAAUCUGAAAAUAUUCUGGAUUCUCUGCCAUUUUUCCCACUUUGAUAAGAAAUGGGAAAAAUAGAGAAAAGAUAGCUUGAAUAUGCUUUUUAUUACUUUUUCCUUUUGACGUAAGUCAGAGCAGCUUCCUAGAAUAUGAUGAAUAGAGAUCUAGGAACUCUGUGUCUUUUUUUAUCAGGCAAUCUUCACUUUGGCAAUUGAGCUGCCUGUUGGCAAGGACACAAAUGUAGCAUUUGGUGGAAAAAAAUGAAUCUGUGAGGGUACAAAAGGAGCUCUUCAUCCAAAUGUGUAAUGUUUCGACCUUAUGAUAUUCUAUGCAGUUGUUCAAUUCCAGAGGUGAAUUUACACUGUGCUUGUAGCAUGUGCUGUGCUGGGUGGGCAGCGUGGCCGUGGCCUUUUUGUUUCCUGAGCCUGAGCGGAGAUGGUUCACUCUGCUGCAGCAAACCAGGUCAGCUGGGCUUCAGUGCUGACAUGAGAGACGGUGUUUACACUGCCAAAUGACUCGGGAACAAAUCUAAGAAAAGAUCUGCUUUGGUUUUUUUUUUUUUUUUUUUCCCAAUGAAGAAAUAUAUAUCCUAAGGGUUUCUUCUGUUGCUGAGCUCAAUUAUUGUACGAAGUCACAGAGAUGCAAUCUUUUCAACAGCACAAUCGUGUUCUCUAGAAAAUCAAAUGGAACAGCUUUUUCCUAGGGAUUCAGCACAUUGCAUGGUGUUAUUACUGUUCUGUAUCAUCUGGAGCUCCAAAAACUUCACAUACAAAUGCAAUACUCUGUCAGUCAUCAGCUAUCAUGGGACAAGAGCCCAAGUCUGUUUAUUAAAUGAUGGAUGCUUUGGGUGGUUUUUGGUUGGUAUUUUGUGGGGGGUUUUGUUGUCAUUUUUUGUUUGUGUUUGUGGUUUUUUGCUUUCUUGGUUGGUUUUAAGGGUAUUUUUAGCACCACUGAAGCCUCCCCUGCAAAGAAAUCCAUGUUACUAGUUUAUCAUCUAAAAUAAUUUUUGGAUCAUGUGGCAAAUGAUGAGUUGCUUAGGAAAGCAUGAAGUAAGCUAAAUAUAGAAAAGAAAUAUAAAUUAGUAAGUUCGACCUGGCCAGUGUUUUAUCUCUGUAAAUCCAUUCUAUCAGCAACUUAAUUGACUUUGAAGAAGCCUUAAUAUUUUGGCAAACAGUGUUGAAAAAACUUUAUUAACUCUAACUAUAGGUAGGCUAAACCACAACAUCUAUACCAGUUGAAAUCCCCCAGUCAUCAUGGCAACAGUCACGGUUUCAGCUUCCUUGUGGAAUUUGCAGGUGAGAAAUUGAAGUAAACUUUGGAGUCAGCCUGAAGCAAAGGUUAACAGCAAUUGUAACAAUCCAUUUCCCAAAAGAAGUACUGAAGUUGUGUUGUUCCUAUCUUUAAUAAGUAAAGGCUAACAUGUGCAUGGAUUAUGGAUGCG
Molecule: messenger RNA, 3393 nt
Organism: Hirundo rustica (Barn swallow)
Lineage: Eukaryota; Metazoa; Chordata; Aves; Passeriformes; Hirundinidae
Gene: RAB36
Product: RAB36, member RAS oncogene family
Exons: 11
Coding region: 87-887 (266 amino acids)
Molecular function (GO): GTPase activity; GTP binding
Source: RefSeq, a predicted model, not a curated record